Populus euphratica (Euphrates poplar) is the source of this 1569-nucleotide messenger RNA. RefSeq names its product mRNA-decapping enzyme-like protein. Bases 165 to 1274 code for a protein of 369 amino acids. The transcript is spliced from 8 exons. NCBI's taxonomy places the organism in Eukaryota, Viridiplantae, Streptophyta, Magnoliopsida, Malpighiales, Salicaceae. Gene Ontology annotation, molecular function: mRNA binding; enzyme activator activity. Gene Ontology annotation, biological process: positive regulation of catalytic activity; deadenylation-dependent decapping of nuclear-transcribed mRNA; deadenylation-independent decapping of nuclear-transcribed mRNA. Gene Ontology annotation, cellular component: P-body. The record is from RefSeq and is a predicted model, not a curated record.
AACUAGACAGACAGUAGAGUGCAUCUUCCUCUCUCUUUUCUUCACUGUCAAGACGGCUACACAAGCAUCUCCUCCUCUCUCUCACUGUUAGAAAACUAGAGCAACUUUUCCCGGGAUAAUCGAAGGAAAAUCUGAUCGUUUCAAUUAGGGUUUGUUUGAAGGAAAUGUCACAGACAGGGAAAUUGAUGCCGCAUCUGGAUCAGCAGAGCACCAAGAUGCUCAAUCUCACUGUGCUCCAGCGAAUGGAUGCUUUUAUCGAAGAGAUUCUAAUCACAGCAGCGCAUGUCACUUUCUACGCUUUCAAUAUCGAAACCAAUCAGUGGAGCCGCAAGGAUGUUGAAGGAUCUCUCUUUGUAGUCAAGAGGAAUACACAACCGCGGUUUCAGUUUAUUGUAAUGAACCGGCGAAACACAGAAAACUUGGUGGAGAAUUUGCUAGGGGAUUUCGAGUAUGAAGUUCAAGCACCUUAUUUGUUGUAUCGGAAUGCAUCUCAAGAAGUUAAUGGUAUUUGGUUUUACAAUCCUCGAGAAUGUGAGGAUGUUGCCAACCUCUUUACUAGGAUACUUAAUGCUUACUCUAAGGUUCCUGCAAUGCCAAAAGUAGCUUCAGGCAAAAGUGAAUUUGAGGAUCUUGAAGCAGUCCCAAAUAUGUCAGUGUUUGAAGGUGCCUUGGAACCUUCAUCAACUGCCUCUGCUGCCAAUGAUAGUGCUGAAGAUUCUUCAUUUGAGAACUUUUUUAGUACUGCCAUGAAUAUUGGAAGUACUGCUUCUACUGUAACAAAUUCAAGACAGCAAUAUCAGCCUUCUCCCACCAUUCUGUUAUCCUCCCAUACACCUAAUGUGGUUAUGCCUUCUGCACCAGUUCCACAAAUACCAUCUCUUCCUCUUUCAUCUUUAAACACCUCAAAAAGCGUCCAUGGCACUCCCAAUCCAAUCAGCAGUGGCGGUCAUGUCACUAAUCUUGUGAAGCCCUCAUCAUUCUUCACGCCCCCUUCUUCCUCAUCUGCAUUGAUGGCGCCCCCUCUCUCCUCGCCACUGCCUAGUGCUCCUCCUUCACUUCAACCUCCCCUAAAUCUGCAACGACCAUACGGCACCCCAAUGCUUCAACCCUUCCCACCUCCUGCACCACCACCAUCUCUUACUCCUAGCUCUACUGCUACUCCACCUCUUAUUAGCAGAGACGAAGUCCGUGAUGCACUUCUAAUGCUUGCUCAGGAUGAUCAAUUCAUCGACAUGUUCCAUCAAGCACUGCUGAAGGUGCACCACCAUCCAUGAGGUGUUGAAGGGACAUGAUGACUUUCCCUUUUGACAGAUGUCUCAGGUACAGAAUGGUUGUAGCAUGAGUUCUCUGUACAGCUGAAAUAAUGCGGGGUAUAGCUCUUGGUCAGAUGGAUGUCGCUAUUGGUUGGUUCAAUGUAGUGCUGUAACAGUAGGCAUAGAGAAGCAGCCUCAGAGGUUGAGCAUGUGAUUUAGGACACUGCUGUUUAUGUAUUAUUGUUUAGUAAUAACCCAAGGACUAAAUGUGAGAAAUUAAGUUUCUUACUUCCACACUAGUUAGGUUUGAUUAAAA